AUGGCCACCCUCACCAUGACUUCCACUCCCGUGCGACAGCCCUUUGCCAGCCUGGAUGCCCCGCGGGUACGCUCCUUGCUCAAGACCAAGAUGAACGUGCAGAACAAGCAAAAUGGUGCUCUCUUGACAAGCAAGCGUCAGCCACUGUCCGACAUUGACUCCGAGAACAUCGACCCCGUCACCCUGAACCACUCCUCCAAACGCAAGCGUGGUGCCGACGACGACGACCACGAGCCCGUCAAGGGCCCUUCCAAGCCCCUCAAGGCCUCCCGCGUGGCUCUCACUACCGUCAAGUCAUCGCCUGCGCCCCCCAGAGCAACCCCUUCGACUCCUAAAUCCGCCCCCACUCUGAAGCCUGCUGGCCGCUCCCCCCAGGCCAAACCCUGCAAGCCAUUCGCUCGUCGCUCGACAAUCGCCAAAUCCCGUGUCGAUCCUACCGCCAGAAAGAGUGUCAACCGCCCGUUCUCCAUUGCGACCGCUCUGUCCAAUGGCAAGCCCAAGAGCCAGCCCGCCAAAACCCCUGCUUCCUGGUCCUUUGAUAUCUACGUGGACUCCGAGCAGGAGGAGAUGACCAACCUGAUGCAACACUCGACCGGUGUGUUGGAUAUCAGUGACGACGAAGGCAAGGUGGAACCGAGCACCCGAGGCAAGGAGAAUAUCCCUCCUGCAGAUUUGGGUAUCUCCUUGCCUCGUUCUCGUCAGCAGGAAUCCUCUGCCGCCGCAGCCCGGAAAUCCGUCAUGAUGGAGGAAUCCCGCUCUCCGUUGGGUGAACUGAACACGGCCGACUACUAUGGCGAGGAUUGCCACGCCUUUUCGUACGCCAUCAUCUACGAUGACGAGGAGGCCAUCGAACCUGAGAAGGUCUCUGUUCCGUCCGUGCCCCGAGCCUCAGGCAGCUCUCACCAUACCCGAAGCAAGCUCUCUAGCGUCUCUUCGAUCUCUUCUAUCCUGGAAGCAACUGCGCCUAAAACCCCUGUCACAGAACCUACCGAUCACGCCACCGCCGAGGUCGAGAUCUGGGAAAGCGGGAGUGCUGCGGAUGAGGCUGAGAAGGACUCCUGUAGAGUCUAG
This is a messenger RNA of Aspergillus melleus, 1071 nucleotides long. RefSeq lists its product as uncharacterized. The coding region runs from base 1 to 1071 and encodes 356 amino acids. The record is from RefSeq and is a predicted model, not a curated record. The transcript is spliced from 2 exons. Lineage: Eukaryota; Fungi; Ascomycota; Eurotiomycetes; Eurotiales; Aspergillaceae.